AAAGUGCUGCUAUUUUGAUGAACAUGACCUGAAAUGGAAAGCAGAUGGAUGUACGCUCACUUCCAGAACCAAUGAAAGCAACACUGAACUCACCUGUAGCUGUGACCACACAACGCCCUUUGCCAUCCUACUGAUAAGAGAGCCCAUUUCAGAAGCCCACUGGAACAUUCUGUCCUACAUCAGUUACAUCGGCUGCAGCCUGUCUGCUUUCUUCACCGCUUUGUCCAUCGUUAUAUAUGUCUUCAGUCGAACACCGAAAAGGGAGUCUUCCAUCUCUAUCCACGCAUCUCUGAGCACCUCUUUGUUUCUUCUUAAUACCUUUUUCCUGUUGAGUGAGUGGGGGGCCAUGGUGGAGCCUGACGGUGUGUGCAUGGUUGUUGCAGCUGCCUUGCAUUACUUCCUCCUUUGCACAUUCACAUGGAUGGCAAUAGAGGGGCUUCACCUGUAUCUCCUCCUGAUAAAGGUGUUCAACACCUACUACAAACAUUACAUCGUCAAACUGUCUGCUGCAGGAUGGGGGAUUCCUGGUCUAAUUGUUGGGGUCUCUUUGGCAAUGAAGGACUAUAAACAGUUAUAUGGUAUAACAGUGGUGACCAUGGGUGACAGUAACACCACUAAAAGCAUCUGCUGGAUCACAGACAACACGUUCUUCUAUUCCUUGAACUUGGUGUACGUCACCGUUAUAAUAAUCUUCAACACUGCUAUAUUGUUGACAGUGUCCUCACACAUCUGUCAGAUGAAAAGAGUGCUCAGGACAAACAAGAAUGUUGGAACAAAGGUUGGGGAAAGCAGUCAGUGGGAUCCAGUGAGGUUCAAUGAGUCGUGUAAGAGUAGCAUCACUGUCAUGAGUCUUACCUGCCUGCUGGGAACCUCCUGGGGUCUGGCCUUCCUGGGAUUAGGCUACGUCAACUACACAGUCCUCUACCUUUUCUGCAUCCUGAACUCCACUCAAGGUUUCUUUAUCUUCCUGUGGAUCUGUUUGUCAACCAAGAAGGAGUGGAAGAGAGAAGAUGAAACCAAGAUAACUUCAACCCCCAUGAAGAGUUCAGGACUCAAAAGUGACUAAACCCCCUUUUGUGUCAUCCAAUCGUAAUUCUGUCAAAAGUGGCCAAACGGAAAUAGUGAAGGAGUGGAUUCCAGGUUCAAAUUUUAAUUAAUUUCA
Messenger RNA from Thalassophryne amazonica, 1162 nucleotides. RefSeq names its product adhesion G-protein coupled receptor G2. The transcript has 7 exons. The record is from RefSeq and is a predicted model, not a curated record. NCBI's taxonomy places the organism in Eukaryota, Metazoa, Chordata, Actinopteri, Batrachoidiformes, Batrachoididae. The coding region runs from base 347 to 1066 and encodes 239 amino acids. Gene Ontology annotation, molecular function: G protein-coupled receptor activity. Gene Ontology annotation, cellular component: membrane. Gene Ontology annotation, biological process: adenylate cyclase-activating G protein-coupled receptor signaling pathway; cell surface receptor signaling pathway.